UUCCAACCUCCGUUUGAAAGAAGAGAUUCCAUUCCAUUCCAUUUCAUUUCAUUUCUAGGGUUUGAUAUAUACAAGAUAUAAUAGAAGAUGGCAAUGGCUUCCAAAAUCAGAUCAAGCUUUAAUGGCCUCACAAGAUCUCUAAUUUCUGAUUUUAAUUCCAAAUCAACUGUCACGCGAGCUGCUCUUAUUUCCCCUAAUUAUGCGCAAUCGAGAAACUUUGCUUCUGCCACUCCCCCCAAGGAACCCAAGAUCAAGGUACCAGUUGCUAUGUUUGGUGGCUCUGGGAAUUAUGCAUCCGCAUUAUACAUUGCAGCCGCAAAAGCCAAAGCAUUGGACAAAGUUGAAGCAGAACUUCUUGAUUUUGUAGCAGCUACUUCUAAAGCAUCAACAUUUUCUCAGUUCAUGAAAGAUUUGGCUGUACCAGCAGAUGUUAGAGUGAAGGCUAUAAAUGAAAUUUGUGCACAGGCUAAGUUCUCAGAUGUCACAAAGAACUUCUUGGUUGUUUUAGCCGACAAUGGGAGGCUUCGACAUGUGGACACUAUUGCCAAGCGAUAUUCAGAUUUGACCAUGGCACAUCGAGGAGAAGUCAAAGCCAUUGUCACAACUGUGAUUCCACUCCCUGCAGCAGAGGAGAAAGAAUUGAAAGAAACUUUACAAGAAAUCCUUGGUAAAGGGAAAACGGUUAAGCUUGAGCAAAAGAUUGAUCCCAGUAUCCUUGGUGGGCUUGUGGUGGAAUUUGGGCAAAAGGUUUUUGACAUGUCGAUAAAGACCAGGGCUAGGCAAAUGGAGAGGUUCUUGCGAGAUCCCAUCAACUUUGAUGCCUAAACAACAUGGCGCGUUUCAUCUGUAACCCUUCAUGUAUGGAAUUUUUUUGAAUUUACUUAUCAUCCUCAAAAAUGGAUAUUCUCUUUUUUCCUUCCCCUCUCCAAUCAGGUGAUGUUCAGCAUCAUGUUUAUGACAUCUGUUUAUCUGAAAUAAAAAACUGAUUGUCUCAUUUUGCUAUUUAAA
Molecule: messenger RNA, 1008 nt
Organism: Erigeron canadensis
Lineage: Eukaryota; Viridiplantae; Streptophyta; Magnoliopsida; Asterales; Asteraceae
Product: ATP synthase subunit O, mitochondrial-like
Exons: 6
Coding region: 88-825 (245 amino acids)
Biological process (GO): proton motive force-driven mitochondrial ATP synthesis
Cellular component (GO): membrane
Molecular function (GO): proton-transporting ATP synthase activity, rotational mechanism
Source: RefSeq, a predicted model, not a curated record